CUUAAACUAACCCCAUCCCACUGCCCAUUGCAGCAAUCUACACUCUCUCUGAUAUUAUGCUAAAGGUACGUUGCAUAGAGAUACCUUGGAUGCAGGUGAGUCUCGUCGUCUUGCAGUGGUCUUUGGACAAGCCUUGACGGUCGUAUUACACCAUUUCUUUGUCAUCGUGCAACUGGCUCCAACCUUUCUUGGUCUCGAACUUACCAAUCAGCAUUGCUGCCCGCACUUCCAAACGAGGGAAGGCCUCGAUUCGGCCUGCAGAUGUCCAUUAUGUAUACAGAACAGAAUGGCUUCGCUUCUCCGUGGGUUUGGGGCUCAAGAUCUUGGCGACUUGUCGACUUCUUCUAUAAGUGCGUUUUCCAUCAUGUCACUCGCGACUUCUUCAACGCCUAUUUGAGGCCCAUUUUGGCGAGAGCAGUAUGUCCGCAGCAAAACCCUCAGGUGAAAAGGCGUUCUUAUGGAUCAAUAAAGGAGGUGAAUCGGGCUCACUAUCAUCGAGUGAUAGAGGAGAAAGUCAACGCAUUUUUCGGUUCGUGCAGAAACAGAGAUUGGGGACUGCCAAAAAGGACAGUCCUCCGGUGGAAGAUUCUAGCCAGCAAGGUACUUUGCCUGCAAAAUCGUCUCUUCCAGCCUCAGGGAGAUCUAGACCGCGUCGAUCGUCGAAUCAAAGAAACCUCCAUACAUGGCAAAAUACACUACUACCCAAGUCGAGUGUUAUAGCAGGCCCCGAAACCCAAUCACAUGGUCAAAAUCCUGUACUCGACCUUCCAAAAUUCACAUCCUCCAAAGAAUGGAUAUCACGCUUUCGGAACCGGGGUCAAAGCAUCCCAACCCAAAACUAUAUCCCCGCCUCCGCGGCUGACCCAUUCUCGGCCACGCCAAUACCCUUGACUCGAAGCGUGGAAGCCCUCAUCAGAUACCAUAUUGUCAUGUCUGCAACUGGUUCCCAUAACGACAAGGCUGAGGUCCUUCCUCCCCACCUGCAACCAGGACGCCGCUACCACAAAGUUCGGGAGGCUUUGUUUGCUCGUUGCAUGCAUGUUAAAGUUGAUCUAGCCGGACUAUUGGUAGUCAUGUCCGCGCGUAUGUUUUACAUCUCUCGAAUCCCAUUUAUUGGCAAUGCGAGCCCAGAGACGUACACGCAGAUUGCCCUCGCAGCAGUGAGAGAGCAAAUGCAAGAGUGUCAAACAAAGGACUCGCCCCGAAAUGUUCUCGUGCGCGGUAUGCAUGCUCUCGCUCUCGCAGCAUGCAUUUCCCAGCAAUUUGAAGCCGCUGCUACUCACAUUCGGGCUGCCAAGUCAUUGAUACAUUUCCUCGAUGCCACUGACCCCCUAGAUGCCUUCAUAGGAGAGGGACUCUUCAACAUCGAUAGGAUGAUUUCAAUUGAGACCGGCUGGAUCCCUCAAUUUGACCUCUUGUUCGACCCAGGCCCUCUGAAUCAUGCACGUCUGUCGUUCAUCAAACACGAACUCGCUGAUUAUGCUUCUGGCCGGCGUCAACCGACUGCAAGUUCGCACAGCCCCGUUCCUGAUUCAUGCCGCCCGUCCGAUUCGAUUAUGCCACAAUAUGUCGACUUUCUUGCCGAUGCGUCUACAACUCUACAUCACAGCCUUGGUCGUGGCUUGGAGCAAGCUCUACAAGCUGACCUCAUCCACCCCGAUCUCGCCUCUAUUUUUCGAGACACUCUCGAUUGCCUUACUGUGGCAAAAUACGUCUGGCGCACUUCAGACGCGACCAGAUCUGACGCAGAUUGGAUGUGCAAACGCAUGCGGGCGAUUUCUCAUCGUCUCCUUCUCCUUCCUGCCAGUCUCUCAUACGGCUCCGAUACCAUGAAGACUGAAGCAUUACGCCUUGCCCUUUUCUUGGUGGUCGUUCGCUGCACCAAUCGAAUGUCAUUUCGAACUGCUCAGCCAAACAUGCGCCGUCUUCAAGAGGCAUUGUCUGGCAUUGACACAAGUUGGGCCCCAACAUCAUCACCAGAAGUGCCGCGAUACGAGGGUUUUGAGACCGUGUGUACUCCUCAAUCGUCUACAACGAGCUCGCCAUCUUCUCCGCCUCCAAAGUCUUCGGCUUUACUGGAGAACUCGCUUCUUCUUUGGGUUCUCAUGACUGGUCUUUUCGCCGCGCAAGGGGAGCCAGAGGAGUCUUGGUUUUUGGUGCGUGCGGCCUUUGUUGCUGAAUUCCACAUGGGUUUGAAGAGUUAUGAAGAUCUUCAGGAUUUUAUGAUGGACUAUCUUUACUCGAGUACGCAGCAGCAGUAUAGCCUGAUAGCUGUAUCUCUACAUUUGUCCAGCUGAAUCGCUUGGUGGAAGUCCACAGCUCACGAGGUCUGUCGAUGAGGGUGAGAUUGCAUGUUUGUUGUAGUCCAUCCACAUCUUCAGACAUGACAUCGAACAACAUGAUGUUGACAUAGUGAGACUACCUACUCAGCGUCAUUGUAGCCAAACACAACACAUUCAUUC
This is a messenger RNA of Exophiala mesophila, 2462 nucleotides long. RefSeq lists its product as uncharacterized. The record is from RefSeq and is a predicted model, not a curated record. The coding region runs from base 420 to 2297 and encodes 625 amino acids. NCBI's taxonomy places the organism in Eukaryota, Fungi, Ascomycota, Eurotiomycetes, Chaetothyriales, Herpotrichiellaceae. The transcript is spliced from 3 exons.